AAAUUUUCAAAUUUCAAAUUUCAAAAUUUCAAAAUUCAAAAUUCAAAAUCAUCCCCUCUCCUUCAUCUUUUUCUCCAUUUCAAACCAUUCUUUCUUGGUCGCCUUCAUCGUCGGAAUCCCAUAGCUCCAACUCCGGUCGUCUCUAUCUCGGCAGACCCAACCACCUUGCUUGAUCUGUUGCUCGGUCGUCUCCUCGAUCUGUUGCUCCUUGGAAUGAAAAGCCACAGCUCUGUUCGAUCCCAACCACAGUUAUGUUCUUCUCGGUCUGUUUGAAUGGAAUCCGAGUUAGUGAGUUGUUUGGUCCAGUAGCUUUAGGGACCCCUUCAAUCGAUCUCGGUGGUUCAUUCUCUACUCAAGGUGAAUACGAAUACCUAGAUGUAAUCGUUGAAGGCGGAGAUAGGGUGUUGAUUGAUAUAGAUUUUAGAUCGGAGUUCAAGAUAGCUCAGCCGACCGGAAAUUACAAACUAAAACCAAACGAAUCUUUGAAGAAGUCUACAAAAAGGCAGAAAUGAAGAAAAUACAGAAGGGUCAUGGAAAGAAGCUACGAAAGAGAAGGCAACCAACACGAUGUAGCAUUUUUUCUGUACAUAAAAUUUUGUACACAAAUUUUUGGAGUUCCCUGGAUGGCAACCAACACCAACCUCUCUUCUUUCUUUCUUUCUUCUUUCCAACUUUCAAUAACAACAAUAACAAUCCAAAAAACAGUUGUAAUCAUCAAACAUAUUAAAGUUUUUCACAUGUCUUUCUCACUUACCUGUUCAUAUAUAUGUAUUUUCUUUGUUUGUUUAAGAGAAUCUUAACAGCAAAAGAAGAGAGAGAAAGAUGGGGGAUGGAUUUCUUGAUCACUUUAAGAUGGAGAAGAAGAAGAGAGAAAAGAUGGAUUUCUUCAUCAAGAAACUGUAAGGUUUCAAGCGGGAGAUUUUGUGGAGGUUUCAAUUGAUCACGACGACGACGAAGAACCCGAUGCCGGAAAACCCAACCUCCGAUCAAGAUCCUUGAUUCUUGUAAAGAUAUGAU
Cynara cardunculus var. scolymus (artichoke) is the source of this 1017-nucleotide messenger RNA. RefSeq lists its product as uncharacterized. The coding region runs from base 252 to 512 and encodes 86 amino acids. The record is from RefSeq and is a predicted model, not a curated record. The transcript has 3 exons. NCBI's taxonomy places the organism in Eukaryota, Viridiplantae, Streptophyta, Magnoliopsida, Asterales, Asteraceae.